Messenger RNA from Anthonomus grandis grandis, 1779 nucleotides. RefSeq names its product tRNA (guanine(10)-N2)-methyltransferase homolog. Gene Ontology annotation, molecular function: nucleic acid binding. The record is from RefSeq and is a predicted model, not a curated record. The transcript has 8 exons. Lineage: Eukaryota; Metazoa; Arthropoda; Insecta; Coleoptera; Curculionidae. Bases 346 to 1749 code for a protein of 467 amino acids. Gene Ontology annotation, cellular component: cytoplasm. Gene Ontology annotation, biological process: methylation.
UUUAAUCCGCACAUCAUAUAAACAGUAAAGAACUCAGGUGACCAAGGUAUUGUAUUACGGAAAAUGUCUCUUGCUAAUGAUUUACAUUUAAUCGAAAAUUCAACAUAAAAAUUUAUAGUUUUAUCUAAUAAGCGAACAGUUUGAGAAUGCCAAUUACAGCAGAAGAGAGGCUUACAAUUUGUCUAAGGUUAUGAAGACUUUUUAAACAUGUUUUGAUUGGGAUCCCAUUUAGAUUUUCUUUAUGGUAAUGGCAAAUUGAGUUAAGAAUCCCCAAUCCUUGGUAAAGGUAGCGUUAAUUUCAUCUUUCACCUGAAUUUAAAUGAAUAUAGGUGUUUCUACAAAAUAAUGGCCAAGCAAUGGAAAAAAUACUUACUGUGGUUUGCACAAGAACACAUAGACUUCCGAAUUGCGGAAAUCGAGUCUCUAAUAUCACUAUUUAAAAUCGAAAUGAGAUAUGCCCAUAAGCCGCAAUUGGAACCUUACUGGAUUGUCGAAUUUUCUUCUGAAGGUGACGCAAAAUUACUAACGACCAGGUCAGUGUCACUAAGAAAUUGCGUAGAGCUAUGGGGCCAUGAGACUUCUACAGCUGCUUUACACACGAAUUUAAGAGAAAAAUGUGAAAUGUUUGCACCAUAUUUUAACCCAAAUAAGACUUUUAAAAUAGAGGUAGAAACUUUUGGUAGACAUUUUACACAAAAGGAAAAAGUAGACAAACUGGAGACUUUUGAUUAUUUACCAAUAAAAGGAAAUGUAAAACUUACAGAUCCAGAUCUUUGCUUGCAAUAUAUCGAAUACUAUGGUACUAGAGCAAGUUGCCCACCACUAUUACCUUAUGAAGUAUUUUUUGGCAGAUGUGUGGCCUACGGUUUAAGGCAGUUAAUGAAAAAACUUUCACUAAAAACUAGGAAGUUUAUAGGUAAUACAAGCAUGGAUCCUCAAUUGUCUCUUCUCAUGGCAAAUCAAGCAAAAGUUAAGAAUGGAGAUAUAAUUUUAGACCCAUUUGUGGGUUCAGGUUCUCUAUUAGUGGCAGCAGCUGAAUUUGGUGCCUAUGUAUACGGAUCUGAUAUUGAUUAUUUAAUGUUGCAUGGAAAAACUAAACCUUCUAGAAUAAGACAGGAGAAGAGGGCAAAAGAUGAGAGCAUAAGAGCCAAUAUGAAACAAUAUAAUUUGGAGCAUAAAUAUCUGGAUGUACUUAUACAUGAUUUUGCAACAAUAUUUUGGAAAGACUGCAUGGAAUUUGAUGCUAUUAUAACUGAUCCUCCUUAUGGAAUUAGAGAAUCAACGGAAAAAAUUGGAACAGAGAAAGAUUCUUUUACAGUUAGCGAAGAACAUUUAUCUACCCACUAUCCAGCAAAAAUUGAAUAUGGUAUCCCCAGUAUUUACCGAGACCUCAUUAUAUUCUCAGCUAAGCAUUUAAAAAUUGGUGGCAGGCUUGUUUGCUGGUUUCCUCUUUUGAGGGAAGACUACAAUGAAAAGGCUUUACCCAGUCAUCCAUGCCUUAAAUUAUUAGCUAAUGGUGAACAGGUGCUAAGUAAAGUUACCUCAAGGAGGCUUCUGACCUUUGAAAAGACAAGGCAUCCUGUUAAAGAGGAAUUAAAUUUAGACAACAUUGCUAUUCAAGACUUUAGGGAAAAGUAUUUUGAGAUUAGAGAAGAGACUAGAAAGGAACGGAGACUUAAGGAAGCAGCAACAAGGAAGGAAAACUGGGAAAAGUAUGCAAGAAGUAAAAAUAGUGUAGAGGGAAGAUAAUAAAUAGUUUCUUUUUUUGUAUUUCAAUAA